This is a messenger RNA of Ilyonectria robusta, 1914 nucleotides long. RefSeq lists its product as uncharacterized. The record is from RefSeq and is a predicted model, not a curated record. Gene Ontology annotation, molecular function: myo-inositol:proton symporter activity. Gene Ontology annotation, cellular component: membrane. The transcript is spliced from 6 exons. Gene Ontology annotation, biological process: transmembrane transport. Lineage: Eukaryota; Fungi; Ascomycota; Sordariomycetes; Hypocreales; Nectriaceae. The coding region runs from base 1 to 1914 and encodes 637 amino acids.
AUGGGAUCUGAGAAAGACCAUGGUAGGCCCUCUUCGGAGGAUGCCUCACGUACGGAAGUCGACCAUGCCGAGAACUCAAUGCGUCCUUCGGAUGAAGCCAUCUUUGACAAAAACAAACUCGUAUCCUCAACCAAGGCCGCACACCCCCUUGCUGGAUACACCCAUCAGCAACUCGCCCACAUGGGCGAGAAGUACGCCCGAGAGCACCAGGGCCUUACGGAUGAUGGCGAGAUUCGAGCCUUCCGACUUGGCGCCAUCAUCGCAGGCGACAUGGAUAAGUACUUGAGCGUCGAGGGUCUUACAGAGGAGGAAAGAACGACGCUCGUCGACGAGGUGGAGCACAAGUGGAGGAAUCCCAAAAUGCUCUACUUUCUAGUGACCAUCUGCUCUCUCUGUGCUGUCGUUCAGGGCAUGGACGAAACUGUUGUAAACGGCGCGCAAAUCUUCUACAGGCGAGAAUUCGGCAUCGACGGCGACACCGACCACGAUAGCUGGAUCACCGGUCUCACGAACUCGGCGCCAUAUCUAUGCUGUGCCGUGGCUGGAUGCUGGAUUACCGAGCCGAUGAACAAGCGCUUCGGCCGCCGCGGCACCGUCUUCAUCUCAUGCUGCAUCUCUUUCCUGGCCUGCUUCUGGCAGGCAUUUACGAACACCUGGUGGCACAUGUUUAUCGCCCGUUUCUUUCUCGGAUUUGGCAUCGGUCCCAAGUCCGCGACAACUCCCAUGUUUGCCGCCGAGUGUUCUCCCAAGCUCGUCCGCGGUGCCCUUGUCAUGCAGUGGCAGAUGUGGACCGCCUUCGGAAUCAUGCUCGGCUACGUGGCGGACUUGGCCUUCUAUGGAGUCCCCGAUUCGAGUGGAAUUACCGGCCUCAAUUGGCGGCUCAUGAUGGGAUCGGCUGGUGUCCCUGCCCUCAUCGUCUGCUCUCUGGUCUACCUGUGCCCCGAGUCUCCCCGAUGGUACUUGACCAAGAACAGACACAGCGAAGCGUUCAAAGCUAUGGAGAAACUUCGAUUCAACAAAAUACAAGCAGCUCGUGAUCUAUUUUAUGCUCACACGCUGCUUCAGGCAGAGUCCGCCAUGUCAAUUGGCCGGGGAAGUCGCAUCAAGGAGUUCUUCACCAUUCGCCGCAAUAGAAACGCCAUGUUGGCUUCGCAAAUUGUCAUGUUCAUGCAACAAUUUUGCGGCGUCAACGUCAUUGCCUAUUACUCGUCGGAGAUUUUCCUCGAGGCGGGAUUCUCGGAGAAGAGUGCACUUGCUGCAUCAUUGGGCUUCGGUAUCAUCAACUUCGUCUUUGCAAUUCCUGCAUUCUACACUAUCGAUACAUUCGGACGACGAAAUCUUCUUUUGACUACUUUCCCACUUAUGGGACUCUUCCUACUUUUUACUGGUUUCAGUUUCUUUAUACCCGAGGACAGCAAAGCACACAUUGGUUGCAUUGCCCUGGGGAUUUAUCUUUUCGGUAUCGUCUAUUCUCCUGGAGAAGGCCCCGUGCCAUUCACCUACUCAGCCGAGGCGUAUCCCUUAUACAUCCGUGCUAUGGGCAUGUCACUCGCGACAGCUACCACCUGGUGCUUCAACUUCAUCCUCGCCGUUACGUGGCCAUCACUCCAGAAAGCGUUCACCCCUACUGGAGCCUUUGGAUGGUAUGCCGGCUGGAACAUCGUCGGCUUCUUUCUGGUCCUCUUCUUCCUUCCCGAGACAAAGGGCAAGACUCUUGAGGAACUUGACAGUGUUUUCAAUGUUCGCCUCUCAAAGAUCGUUCGAUACGGUUGGGCACAGUUCUUCUGGUUCUUUAGGCAUUACCUCCUUCGCUCAAAUGAGCCUAAGCCCAUCGUUCCGCGGGCAGGUGACGAGGCACACGAUGAGAAGGCUAUGCUGCAGGACAGAGACCCCCAACCCAGUGGGAAAGUUUAA